Messenger RNA from Prorocentrum cordatum, 767 nucleotides. The record is from the annotation of a GenBank genome assembly. NCBI's taxonomy places the organism in Eukaryota, Dinophyceae, Prorocentrales, Prorocentraceae.
AUGGCAGUGGUGAUGGGACAUUGGCCCAUCAUCCUCGCCGCGUCGGCGGCGGACGCCGACGCCAUCGUCGAGGCCUCGGAGCGAGCGCUGUCGGAGCAGGGCCUGGUGACGUCGCUGAACAUCGGCAUGAGGUGGAACGGGGCCCUGCUGCGGAUGCGCGAGGACAGCGGCGCCGCUGGAGCUCGCGGCCGGGCGCAUCGGGGCGCCGAGGGGCGGCAGCCUCAGCCCUGCACUUCCGCGGGUGGCCCCGCGGCUGGCAGCAGCAGCCGUGGGUGGCCGAGCGCGCGGAGGGCGGCCCGCUGCGCGAGGUGGGCACCCACUUCCUCUUCGCGCUCCACGAGCUUCUGGGCCACGGCUGCGUCGGCCGCGUCCGGGCCAACGUGCAGUAUCCGGACGGCUCCGCCGGCGCCCGAGCGGAGGAGUCCGUCGACGGCCUCCUGGAGGUGGUGCCCCAGGGCGCUCCGGCCCCCGUCUGCUUCCAGCUGUCCGUCAAGACGCGCGAGUGCGCCAGGAGGGACCUCUACGAGCUGCGCGUCGACGGGAGCGAGGGCUCGUUGCGGCUCUUCGACUUCACAAGCUUGGAGGGCCCCACCGGCCAGCUGCUGGUGGACAACGCGGACUACGGACGGCGAGAGUUUGUUGACGGGCUGGUCGCCGCGGCGCGGCGCGGAGGGCCGCCGCCUGCGGGCGCGGCGGCCAGCGCGCCGGCGGGCACCGUCUCGGCGCGGGAGGCCCGGAGCGCGCAGCGCGUGGUGGACGCGGUGUUG